Messenger RNA from Rotaria sp. Silwood1, 651 nucleotides. Lineage: Eukaryota; Metazoa; Rotifera; Eurotatoria; Philodinida; Philodinidae. The record is from the annotation of a GenBank genome assembly.
AUGCCAUAUUACCAAAUUCUUCAUCAAAUGAAUCCAUCAGCAAUGACUUUUAAACCAAAUCAAAAGAGAUUUUAUUCUAUCAAAACUGAUCAAUUAACAAAAGCUGAAGAAAACAUCUUUCAAGAUUUAUUGUGUGAAUGGACUGAUACUCCCAUACUUGAUCUUUUACUUGAAAAUUGGACAAAUCAUCGUGAUAAAAAUUUUUCUCUGAUGAAGGUAAAACAAAAUAUUUCUCCUCUUCGUUUAAAUCUUUCUAGUCUGAACAAGUAUCUCGGCGAUGUAUUUAAAUUAAUUGAUUCCACAUCACCGCCAAUUGUUGUAUUAAAUGGUACGCAUCAUGAUGAUAAUUCGAUUAAACAAUUUACGUCACAUUUCUUCAACUUUAAUGUCUUUUCCAUGAAAGGAACAAAUAUGUUUGGUGGGAUGUUAAUUGCGGUGCAUAAAUCAAUUCGUUCUCAACUUGUGGCUGAAUUUGACAAUCUAUGUAAUUUAAUCGUACUUGAAAUUGGAUCAGAUGCAGAUAUGUUUCAAUUAAUCACAUGUUAUUGUCCACCUACUGAAUCAAUUCAUCUUGAUACAUUUAAUCGUUUACUUCAACGUAAUCCAAAUUCAAUCUUUACCGAUGAUUUUAACGCUAAGCACAAUUCAUAG